Messenger RNA from Paramormyrops kingsleyae, 2710 nucleotides. The record is from RefSeq and is a predicted model, not a curated record. Lineage: Eukaryota; Metazoa; Chordata; Actinopteri; Osteoglossiformes; Mormyridae.
AUGCCUGACUUUGAUGUCCUCACCAAUGUGGCCAUACUGAACACCGUGGGCAUCUUGUCCGCAGUGCUUCAAAUGGUUGGCAACAUCAUCACCAAGGAGAGGACGAGAUUCACUGUAACAUCUCUCCUGGCUGUCGUCUUUAUGAUAUGUGGCUAUGUGCUGUUUAUCAUUGGAUACCAGUUACAAACUAACCAAAUGGGACUCUCGAUCGGACUGGCUAUAGUUGGAACUUUCUGCAUUUCCUUGAACUGGUGGGAGAACUACAGCAUGCUGUUUAAGAGUGGCGUCUUGGAAAGGAUCGCAGAGGACAUCAGGAGAUCCCGGAAUAUGAUCUGCAUCAUUUCCAGUGUUGUUCGAAUUGCCAUCACAGCUGCUGUCCUUGGAGCUUAUGUGAAGCUGUCGGCACAGGAUUGGUCAAGUGUCCUGUCUCCUUUGGAGCAAAGCAAGCCCAUCAUACUGAGCUUGUUUGCCAUCCAGGUUAUUUCCACAGCCCUCUGCCACGGUCUUGCGAAGCAGAACCAAAUGAGUUUGGUCAUAGUAGGGGGCUCCCUCUUCUGCUGGUGGAUUGGACUUGUACUGUGCACCAUGUACACUUAUUUCAUCAAGGUCUACCGAAUUGAAAGAUCCCGGGACCUGUUUGUGCGGCAAGGGUACGAGGCAGCCUUCAUCGACCAGGGAAUGCUGCUCAACACACGUUUUAAGAUCCAGCUUUCCAAAAAGGCUUCCAGCGACAGAAAGGAAACAGUGAUGAUCAACUUGUGUGCAACGAUGUGGCAUGAGACCUAUGACGAAAUGAUGAAGAUUAUCAUCUCCAUGUUCAGGAUGGAUAAAUUUCGGCCAAGGAGAAACCAUUUUAACGACGUCAGUUUCGACUUCCACAUUUUCUUCGAUGACUCCUUUUACACCAUGGAAGGCAGUGGGGAGCGCCAUGUGAACGAAUACGUGGAGACCCUGGCGGAGGUCAUCAACGAGGUCUACGUGAUAUUCAGUGAUGACAAUCAAUCCAUCUUCAAGGAAAUGGCUCAGCUUCCAGAACAGAAGGUCAUACCAACGCCCUACGGAGGCCGUCUCCGCUACACACUUCCACAUGGCAACAUCCUAACCGCUCACCUGAAGGACAAGCAGCUCAUCCGUCACCGGAAACGGUGGUCUCAGCCACAGGAGUUUAAGGAGUUCUACAACCAAAGGCGGCGCUGGGCACCCUCCACCCUGGCUAAUACGCUAGACCUCUUGAACACAGCGUCUGUAACAGUGCAGAAAAACAAAUCGAUAUCCAAACCGUACAUCCUCUAUCAGAUCAUCAACACGGCAGCUUCUAUUCUUGGCCCAGCUACCGUCUGCCUGAUGAUGGCAGGUUGUUUCACAUUUGUCUUCAAAAUUAAUGCGAACGUUGGCCUCUUGCUGGCGAUUUUGCCAGCGGCCAUUUACCUGAUCCUGUGCUACAAGCUGAAAGCUGACACCCAGAUCACCAUCGCAGCCCUUAUGAGCAUCGGAUAUGCGCUCCUCAUGACUGCGGCCAUUUUGUCCAUCAUAGGGAAUCUGGUCAUAAACUCGACCUUCAUGACCCCCAGUGGCCUCUUCCUCAUUGGGAUCACGGUCGUUUACUUCACCACCGCAGUGCUGCACCCCCAGGAGUUCCCCUUGAUCAUUUACGGGCUCCUCUACUUCAUCUGCAUCCCAAGUGGCUAUGUCCUGCUCGCCAUCUACUCCAUGGUCAACUUGAACAAUGUGUCCUGGGGCACACGGGAGACAGCCAGUGCCACCAAGCCUAUGUCCGCCAGCACCCCAGUGGUGAAGUACAAGAGGAGCUGCAGGUGCUGCUGCUGGAAUAUCCGCUUCCAGGUGGACGAGGAUGUGAAGGUGGUCGUAACUCCUGGAGAUGUUCCGACCCCGAUGAUGACCCAGUUGGAUGAUAAGGAUCAGCGGUCUUUUGACAACAGGGAGAAAGAGUCCUUGGAAAUGUGUUGGAUUUCACAACUGAAAGAGAAGUCAUAUGACAUUAGCCUGAAAGAGGACACACUUGACGAGGAAGAAGCAGAGUUUUGGAGAGACCUCCAGGAGCGAUACCUGAAGCCUCUUGAUGAGGAUAAAGCGAAGCAGAAGAAAAUCAGCACAGACCUGAAGGAUCUGCGGAAUAAGGCGACCUUUGUUUACUUCAUCUGCAACGCUCUCUGGUUGGCUGCCACCUUCUUCCUGCAGGAAAUCGGCUCGGUCAUCAGCAUAAAGCUCCCAAAAAUCAACUCCACUGGAUUCCUUGUCCCUGACCAGUAUAUCUACAUCGACCCAAUUGGAUUUAUGUUUCUCCUCAGCUUCGCCUCAUUGAUUGUGAUACAGUUCUUGGCGAUGCUCUGGCACAGAGUUGGCACACUGAUCCAUUACGUGGCUUACAAUGAAACAGCAUCCAAAGAGAGGAGAGCCUUCAAGAAGAGCAUGCAGGAUGCCAGCUUUGAGAAGAACUUCCUGUAGCCCCUCGUCACUCUGGACAAGGUUCUGGUGAAGUCCAACCCAUCACUGGAAAGCCUGCUUCGAAUGAUAAUUAAGAUUGUUGUUUUAAAAUGUUUUUAAAUAGCUGCUUUUCUUGGGUUGUGGAUCCCAUGUUUCUAUAUUUCCUUACAACUAGUCAGGCUGUUUUAUAAGUUUCUGAACAUUUUACAAUUUUCUCAGCUUCCCUCAUGAACCUGGUAAAUUUGACUGAUGUAAAUGGGAAUGG